Molecule: messenger RNA, 4593 nt
Organism: Xiphias gladius (swordfish)
Lineage: Eukaryota; Metazoa; Chordata; Actinopteri; Istiophoriformes; Xiphiidae
Exons: 12
Coding region: 217-3006 (929 amino acids)
Biological process (GO): regulation of transcription by RNA polymerase II
Cellular component (GO): nucleus
Molecular function (GO): transcription cis-regulatory region binding
Source: RefSeq, a predicted model, not a curated record
CUCUGUGGCAAACUUUGGCCACACCUAGAUCCUGUCCCAUUUCCACACUAUUAAAAAAAAAAAAGCUAAAGAAAAAAAAUCCGGCUUUUAUUAUUUUUUUUUUUUCUUUCUCUCUCUCUCGCUCGCUCGCUCGCUCUCUGGUGCGUUUGUUUGUGUGUCGGCGAGUCCCGGCGGUGUAACCGGAGAGGGGCCUCAGAGAGGGAAUGCAGGACUGCAAUGGAGCACAAUGCAAUACAGUGGUUGGGUGCUCCCUCCUGCCAGCGAGGCAGCUAUGCCUUCUAUAAGUCGGUGAGCAGCAGAGCUCGACCCGACGGGCCCGUCCAGGUGUGGAAGCUCGGGGAGUUUUACUUCAUCCGCUGCGGACCGCAGGAUCCUGUGUGCAUCGCUGAGGUGACCUUACUGUGGGAAGACCAGACGCGGCGCCACCUGCUGGCCAGCGCCAGACUUUACUUCUUACCCGAAGACACGCCAAAGGGCCGGACAAGGGAGCACGGAGAGGAUGAGGUUUUGGCGGUGUCGCGGAAGAUGGUGGUGCGGGUGGAGGACCUGGUGAGAUGGUCGUGUGCGCAGCCGGCAGGUUGGAGUAGCAGUCCAAAGCCGCCGCCCUGCGGGACCAACGGCCUGCACAAGCCGCCGCAGAGCAGCGACGGCAACAACACGCCGGACAAGAGCAGCGAGCCGCUCAGAGACAAAACUGAUAACGGCCUGGUGGAGCGUCAGGGCAUCAAAGUUCUCAGCUACCCGCAGUACUGCCGCUUCCGCUCUCUGCAGAGACGCAUCCACGAUGGAGCGAGGGGGCUGGGUCUGCAGGACCCCCACCUGCUGGCCCUGGGAGGCGUCAGGGCGCUGCCCAACACCCGGGUGAUGUACUGCAGAGACACGUUCAACCACCCGACGCUGGAGAGCAGCGCCAGCUUCUCCUGGCAGUUCAGAUGUCCGUCUCUCAGUCUUCGAGGACGACCUCGCAAGAGGAGAGGCCGCGAUGGCAAAGACUCCCCGAACUCCAGCCAGUCAGAGUCCUGGAUCGAGAGGAUGAAGGAGAACGUGAUGGGCAGUGUGGAGGUCGGCUGUGAGGGCAGCUGGCUCCCUCACCCUGAAGAGCAGCUGUUCCUGGAUCAGCUCUACGCCUUCAUGGACCGUCACGGCUCGCCCAUCCACAAAGUCCCCAACCUCGGCUUCAAGAAGAUCGACCUCUUCCUCAUGUACUCUGUGGUCAAACGGCUUGGAGGCUACAAAAAGGUGACAUCGGACCGUCUCUGGAAAGUGGUUUACAAUGAGCUGGGAGGAUGCCCCGGCAGCACCAGCGCUGCUACCUGCACCAGGAGACACUACGAGAGGCUGAUGCUUCCUUAUGAGGAGCACCUCAGAGCAGGAGGAGCAGAAUUCAAAAUCCCAGAAUCCCCCACACCUCCAAAACCCAGAGGCAUAAGAGGAAGGAAACCACAUCCGAGAGGCAGAAAACCCGGACCCAAACCCAAGGAGAAGAAAAUUACAACCCCUGCUCCUCCUUCUCGUGCUAUUGUGAACCCAAACGGCACCGUGGUGGUGAAGAGAGGCAGAGGCCGGCCGCCGGGAACACGCAACAAAGCCACGCUGAUCGCUCAGGCCAAGCUGCUGGCUCAGCAGCAGGCUAAAGCCAAAGCAGCAGCAGCAGCAGCAGCAGCAGCAGCAGCAGCAGCAGCAGCUGCUGCAGCGGAGACUCAGCAGCAGAGUCCUCUGCUUCCAGCCAAAGGCCGAGGAGGACCGACGCCCAGCAGCGCACACAGGCCCGCCCAGCCGGCCAUCCUCCCUGUCAACUUGCCUCUCACCCCUGACCUCUCCCCCAUGUCUGCCCCCUUCCUCCCCUUCCAGCCCAAACCAAAAGAGCUGAAGCCGGACCGAGGGGAGUCCGUGUCUCCGGCUCCAGGCGUGCUCCUCUCCACUCUGCCUCGCCACUUCGUCGGAGGAUCUCUAGGCGGCUUCAGCCCCAUCAAAGGCGUGUGUCCUCUGGAUGUCUUCAGGAACCGCAUCAGCCUCCAGAGAGGCCCAGAGAGCCCGGCAUUGACGCCUCAAGACCCGAACCAGCACCAUCCGACCAUCUACCCCCUCCAGCCCAAAAGUGGAAGCCCGGACACGCCUCAUCCCAGCGGGGACCAGCUUCAGUCUCAGUCCCACCCGCUCCACCAGCACCACAACCGCUGCUCAGGGUGUAACGUGGACGAGGGAGCCCAGAGAGGAGGCAGCCGGGACGCCAGGACCCGGCCUCCUCUGCCCCCUCUCCGGGUCCUGCCUUUGAACCUGGACUGCAGCGUACAGGUAUGCCAGCUGAUGAGAACUCGUCGUCUCGACUCGUCUCAGUUGCAGACCUUCACCCGCCGACUUUCUGAGGCUCUGUCGCAGGACCUGAGCACCAAGCCCCCCUGCUCUCCCAUCACCCCUCCCCCCGAGCAGGCGCUGCCCCUCAACCUUAGCAAACGCUUCCCGGUCAAGAGACCCAGCACAGAAGGACCGGAGCCGAGUCGGGCAGCGAUCAACGGAAACACGGAUCAGCCGUCAUCCAAGAGACCCAGAGCUGGCUGCACAGAGCAGGCUGAGGAUUUCACCCUGGGGGGCCGGUCCAGCUCUGGAGGAAGUGGAGGAGGGCAGGAUGUGGAGAUGAAGAACCAGGAGGAACCUGCAGACCUGAGCUCCCCGAGCAGGAUCAGGGCGUUCCUGCUCGGGCUACCGCCCUUCCAGGUGAAACUCGAGGAGGAUCUGAACGGGACGAGGUUUGGGAAAUUUCUCCCUCCGGGAUCUGACGCUGAAACCCAGAGGACUGAGCUAGAGAAAGGGGAGGCAGGAGUGGUAGUAAAGAAGGAAGUCAAGAAGGAGGAGGAGGCGGUCGACGUAGAGCGACGGGGAAUUGAGAGAAGCAACAAAGUACAGAAGUCAGAGCAGGAGGAGAAAGGUCCCACCCACUGCUCUGGUCCCGGCCCGGCAGAGCUGAAGAGAGCCGGGUCCUCAGACACUGACACACACUGUUUUUAGCAUUAUUCCCUCUGUUGAUAUCAGCAUUUUGUGAUCAGAAACUGUCGGAUAAAUCUGCGAUUUGUCGUCGUGUUCACCAUGGGGCUUGGUGUUGGUUUUGGAUGCCAGAUGACGGCUCAGGUUGAAGCCUGAACGCACGGAGCAGGGACCUUCCUUUUCCUCAUCUUUGAGAGCAUCUGAACUCACAACUUCUCUGUGUUUCCCAUUUUCGUCUCGUGUUGUUUCCUGUUUUUCUCUGUGGUUUUGAUCACGUCGUUGAUUGAACCCUGCAGAGGAGCGACGACCCACAGACUCAUGACAAUCACGAAUCAGAUUCUCUUCCUUCCUCUGUUGGUUUCUGUCUCUUUAAGGUAAAAAAAAGAAACAGGCCUGAGACUGACUCUUUAACAAACACUGCCAUAACCCUCCAUGACACUAUUAACUCCACUAUUCAAUAUUACGGUUCAAUAUUGAAUAAGAUCCAUAAUACUUAAAAUAAAAAUCAAUAUUACGUAUAUUAGGUGAUGCUAUGCAUCAAGACUUCACUUAUUAGCAUCUAGACUGUACUGUAGCUCGGUAGGUUCAUUUUUAAAAUUGUACUCUACUUCUGUAGAGAGAUAGUUAUUUUCUGAUAAAGUGUUUAGAUGUUAUCUGGAGCUCUGAGCGAGGAGCUCCCCCGUCUUCACAUUAUAGCUCGUUAAGUGAAGCGUUUCUAUAGUUAGCUGAAAUUAUAUAGACUUUUCUUACACACACGUGCCUUAAAACGGCCCGCGAUCCGUUUCUUCGCCGGCUUCAAACACACUCACUUAAAGAGAUACCUUGAUGUUGGACCUGUUUAGUUUUCUGUCACUCCUCGGUGGGGCUGGGUACCUUUUGAAAGACUAGCGUCGAUACCUGAGUUUCUGUUACUUUGAGAAACGUAAACACGUUCCUCAGAUUUUAAGCAGCUCUACAAGAGCUUGUCUGAAUAAAACACGGGUAAAAUUUAGGUUUAAAUCAAGAUCAGUACAAAUCUGACCUCGCUGCUGCCGACACAUUUCGCUCGGCACCACAAAAACCGCCUUGAGGUUCAAUACCCAGCCCCGCUGCUUGGAUUGCAAAGACCACUGUGGCCGCUGGCGUCGUCGUCGUCUCGUCUUCAUCACUACCACUGUUCAGCUUGUUCAACGACUAAGAGAUCGCAUCGGCGCAGGAGCAAGACUUGUUGAAGAGAUCAUACAUGAACAUGUAGCCCAAACAUUCAGACUACCUCAGGUUCUUAUUUUUUUCUUUUUUUUUUUUUUAAAUAACAAAAAUUCCACCUGCAUUAACUGUUUCAGGGGAGUGGAGCUUAUCCCAACGUGUGUUUGCUUAGACAGCAGUGUUGCAUGCUGGUCCGCACACGCACGGACAGACACACACUCAGACCCCAUUUCCACCUGGUAGUAAAGGAUAAGGCCUGUGUCAUUCUCUAUUUUUCUUGUUGUCAGUACUUUCUGCUUUCAGUCCAACUGGUUCCCACUGAAAACUCAAAUCCAGAGUUUAAUUUUAAAAGAGGCUCAAUAAUUUCUUUUAGUUUUUAAUCAAACAAACGGGAGGAAACGGUGCAUUUGUUGGGGACUAUUUUCA